Messenger RNA from Candidozyma haemuli, 2157 nucleotides. RefSeq lists its product as uncharacterized. The transcript has a single exon. Gene Ontology annotation, biological process: ATP synthesis coupled electron transport. Gene Ontology annotation, cellular component: membrane. Bases 1 to 2157 code for a protein of 718 amino acids. Gene Ontology annotation, molecular function: NADH dehydrogenase (ubiquinone) activity; iron-sulfur cluster binding. Lineage: Eukaryota; Fungi; Ascomycota; Pichiomycetes; Serinales; Metschnikowiaceae. The record is from RefSeq and is a predicted model, not a curated record.
AUGUUGAGAUCGCUUUAUUCGGUUUCUUCGAGAAGACUUUUAUCGAGCUCAGCCAGGCGCUUGGCUGAAGUCAACGUUACUGUUGAUGGUAGAACAGUCCAGAUAGAAGCUGGCUCCAGUAUCAUCCAGGCUGCCGACAAGGCUGGCGUUACUAUUCCUCGUUACUGUUACCAUGACAAAUUGGCCAUCGCAGGUAACUGCCGAAUGUGCCUUGUUGAUGUCGAGAGAAUGCCUAAAUUGAUUGCCUCUUGUGCUGUGCCAGUGCAAGAAGGUAUGGUUGUCCACACUGACAGUGACAGAAUCCAGAAAGCCAGAGAAGGUGUCACCGAGAUGUUGUUGGAGAACCAUCCCUUGGACUGUCCAGUGUGUGACCAAGGUGGUGAGUGUGAUUUGCAAGAACAGUCCAACAGAUACGGUGCUGACAGAGGUAGAUUUAAGGAAGUUACCGGUAAGAGAGCCGUUGAAAACAAGGCCAUCGGUCCAUUGGUCAAGACUUCCAUGAACAGAUGUAUUCACUGUACCAGAUGUGUGAGAUUCAUGAACGAUGUUGCUGGUGCCACUGAGUUGGGUUCCACCGGUAGAGGUAAUGACUUGCAGAUUGGUACUUACAUCGAAAGAAACAUCAACUCCGAGAUGUCUGGUAACAUCAUUGACUUGUGUCCCGUUGGUGCUUUGACCUCCAAGCCAUACGCUUUCAGAGCUAGACCCUGGGAGUUGAAGAGAACUGAGACCAUCGAUGUUAUGGAUGCCCUUGGUUCUAACGUCAGAGUUGACGCUAGAGGUAUUGAAGUUAUGAGAGUUAUGCCACGUUUGAACGAUGAGAUUAACGAAGAGUGGAUCUCCGACAAGUCCAGAUUCGCCUGCGAUGGUUUGAAGACACAGAGAUUGACCAAUCCUUUGAUCAAGGAUGGUGACAGCUUCAAGCCAGCAACUUGGGAUGAGGCUCUUUCCACCAUUGCUGCCGCUUACAACAAGCUUAAGCCAAAUGGUGACGAGUUGAAGGCCAUUGCUGGUACCUUUGCUGACGCUGAGGCCAUGGUCGCUUUGAAGGACUUGGUUAACAAGUUGGGCUCUGAAAACACUGUCACUGAUGUUAAGCAGGCCACUGAUGCUCACGGUGUUGACAUUAGAUCUAACUACGUUUUCAACAGCACUGUUGAUGGUAUCGAGGAUGCUGACCAAAUCUUGCUUGUUGGUACCAACCCAAGAUUCGAGGCCGCUGUGUUGAACGCCAGAAUUAGAAAGGUGUGGUUGAGACAAGACUUGGAGAUCUCUGUCGUCGGACAGGACUUCGAUGCCACCUUCAACUACGACAAGUUGGGUGCUUCUGCCAACGACUUGAAGAAGGCCUUGUCUGGUGACUACGGUAAGAGAUUGGCCGAGGCUAAGAACCCAUUGAUCAUUGUUGGUUCUGGUGUUGCCGAAUCUGAAGACGCUAAGGCCGUCUACAACACCGUCGCUGAAUUCGCAUCGAAGACCAAGAACUUCAACACCGAAGAAUGGAAUGGUGUCAACCUUUUGCAUCGUGAAGCCUCUCGUGCUGCCGCUUUGGACCUUGGUUUCCAGAAGUUGACUCCUGAGUCUGCUAAGGCCAAGUUUGUCUACUUGCUUGGUGCUGAUGAGAUCAAGGGCUCCGACAUUCCAAAGGAUGCUUUCGUCAUUUACCAGGGUCACCAUGGUGACAUUGGUGCCUCUUUUGCUGAUGUCAUCUUGCCAGGUGCUGCUUACACUGAGAAGUCUGCCACUUACGUCAACACGGAAGGUAGAGCUCAAGUCACUAGAGCUGCCACCAACUCUCCAGGCUCCUCCCGUGAGGACUGGAAGAUCAUCAGAGCUCUUUCCGAAUACGUUGGUGCUCCUUUGCCAUAUGAUGAUUUGUACGCUGUCAGAGAAAGAUUGGGUGAAAUUGCUCCACACUUUGUCAGACAUGAAGUCAUCGAGCCAGUUUCUCAGGACAUCGCUCAAGCUGGUCUUAAAGACAUCAUUGGAAGACUUGGUAGCUUCAAGGCUGCCGGUGUUCCAUUGAAGAACCCAAUCAGCAACUUCUACUUCACUGAUGUGAUCUCCAGAUCCUCGCCUACUAUGGCCAAGUGUGUUACUGCAUUCGGUGCUAAGAUCGAUAAGAUCAAGGACCCAAAGCCAUUGGUUGACAUCUAA